AUGGACCACGACUACUACCCAGAGCUCGCGUGGGGCGGAAGAAGAGGAGGAGGAGGGCUCAUGGAGGCACACGAUCUCCUCAGGAAGGCGGGAUGUCAUCCAGCAGCGCUCGAAAACAUGGAGCCAAAUCCGGACGACGACGACGACUUCUUGGAUUCUGGCACUGAAGACGACAUUGACGCCGAGUUCGAGUAUUACGACCCGGGAAACACUCUCUAUCUGGAACCCUAUGAUCCAUGCGAACCCUAUGGUGUCGAGGCCUAUCCGUGGCCUAACAACAACGACAUUGAGCCCGCCAUCGUUACCAAAAACAUGUGUUACGCCCAGGAAGAAGGCUCGUUGACUCGAGAGGUCUACGAUUGGAAACCGACCAGGAAGAUCGCAACGACCCCACGCGGUGAGCCCACGAAGCUCGUCGUCAAAAUCCAAGAUAUGCUCGCGGGUGGCGAGACACCUGGUCCCCAGGUGCUCGUUUGCAAGGUAGAGGAACCCUCAGAGGGCUUUCCAGAGUGCGUUGUUGUGAAGAUCUGCGACCCCCUGGGCUACAACGUCGACACCAACAAUGACGGAACACCCUGGAGAGAGACUUCAAGGGCCGACAUACAUGUCUGCUGCGAAGCCGCUACACUUGACUUUCUCGAGAAAAGCCCUCUCCUUGGCGACAAGCGCCUUGCCCCCAAGUAUUACGGCGCCUUCAUCCUCAAUGUGCCUAAGAUCAACCCAACCGUUGGAGAAGGCGGGCAUCGUGAGGUUCCCGUUCUCGUCAUGGAGCACAUCCAGGGCAUAAGUAUGUCAGCAAUGUGUGCCGUCGAUGAUGCCGGGGUCUUACGGCCGCCCACAUCCCCAGCCAGAUGGUACAGCAAUGGCACGCACACGCUGCAGAUGGAUGAAGAGUCGCGUUUGGAGAUGCUGAAGAUUUUUCUUGACGGCUACGUCCAACAGCUAUUUGCAGGCGUUGAGCAACGCCGCAUUGAGCCUGAGCAUAUACUUAUUGAGCCAACAGAAAAGAAGUACCAGCCCCGAGUCGCGCUCAUCCAUUACCGAGACUCGCUGAUCGACUCGAAGCACAAGAAGCCGCUCAAGAUGUACGAAGACUAUGAGCACCCGCCCCAUCCUUUCACCAGGUUCAGCUGUCAGAAGCUGCGCACUUUGACUGGUUGGUUCCCGAUGAAAUGGAAGGAUAUUGAUAUGGAUAUAUGGCUCAUCGAAUCCUUCAAUGAUGAUAAAUGGGGCCCGUAUCAGCCGAGUAAAAUGAUACCCGAUGGUGUCAUCCUCGAGGAGAUGGAGAAGAGGGGGAAGAUCGUGAAGAUGAAGGCAGUAAGGCUGGGUGAAGAAGAGUCAAAGUGA
Messenger RNA from Colletotrichum aenigma, 1347 nucleotides. RefSeq lists its product as uncharacterized. Lineage: Eukaryota; Fungi; Ascomycota; Sordariomycetes; Glomerellales; Glomerellaceae. The record is from RefSeq and is a predicted model, not a curated record. The transcript has a single exon. Bases 1 to 1347 code for a protein of 448 amino acids.